AUGAGCUUCAUUGCCAGACGAGGGAUCUCUACCCUCAUUCCCCCAAAGAUUGCCUCUCCUUCGGCAAUUGGUGCUGCUAAGGAUGCUGCUCGCAUGGAACGUGUGAGCGACUUUUACGCCAGACUCCCACGCGGUCCGGCCCCCGAGGCCAAGCCCUCUGGUCUUUUUGCUCGUUACCAGGCCGCAUACUUUGGCAAGAACGCUUCUUCUGCUCCUCUUGUCCAUCUAAUUAUUGGCCUGACCCUCGUCGGCUACAGCAUACAAUACGUUACCCACCUCCGCCACCACAAGAACAACCCUCACUAG
Trichophyton rubrum CBS 118892 is the source of this 306-nucleotide messenger RNA. RefSeq lists its product as uncharacterized. The transcript is spliced from 5 exons. Gene Ontology annotation, biological process: proton motive force-driven ATP synthesis. NCBI's taxonomy places the organism in Eukaryota, Fungi, Ascomycota, Eurotiomycetes, Onygenales, Arthrodermataceae. Bases 1 to 306 code for a protein of 101 amino acids. The record is from RefSeq and is a predicted model, not a curated record.